AUGAAACGAAAACAGACACAAGAGUCCCACUGUGAUGCAUGCGGAUCUGACGCCGACAUUUCCAGCUGGAUCUUCUGCGAUAUCUGCCGCCAUUGGACCCAUACGGCAUGUGCUUCGCUCUCAGACAAAGAGGUGGGCGACAUUUCUUCGUACCACUGUGCCAAAUGCGCCAAAGACCAUGGUCCUUCGGUAACCAAGCGUAAACUGAAGCGGGCCCGCGUGAAGAUUGACUAUGUUGCUCUCGACCAGGGCGACACGUUUGCUCUUGACAAGUCCAUGCAUCCGCAUGUGCCCAGCUUCGAGGAUUUUGCACCCGUGGCCCAGGUCAAUGGAAAGCAGGUGUACGUGGACGUCUUGGAGCCGGAGCAGCUAUCGAAGGAAUACAUUCUUGCCUCGGGCUUGCCGCGGCCCAUUCUUGUCCGGAGCGUCUCUGAGGGCGAUUGUGGUAUGCGUCUUCCCUGCGCAAGAGAAGACUUGCUGGUAUCGUACAUCGCCGAGAAAACAGGCGCAGAUGCCCGUGUGGAGGUGAUGGAUGUGCUUUCACAGCAGGGGGAGCCCUGGACGUUGGGCCGGUGGGAAGAAUAUUUCUACACGAAGCCCAGCGACCGAGAUCGCAUCCGCAACGUCAUUUCGCUCGAGGUCUCGGACGUGCCUGGUCUACAGGAGUUCGUGCGGCCGCAGAUGGUGCGGGAGCUAGAUCUAGUGGACAAAGUCUGGCAGUCGGAAGACCCGCGGCCCAAAGUGUUGGUGUACUGCCUCAUGUCUGUGGCCAAGUCUUACACAGACUUCCACAUUGACUUUUCGGGCACCCCAGUGUACUACACGGUGUGCCUGGGCUCCAAAACGUUUCUCAUGUUCCCGCCCACGCCCACCAAUCUCGAGCUCUACAAAUUGUGGUGCGGCGAGCCCAACCAAAACUUCUUGUGGUUUGCAGAGUACACACGGCGCCUCGACGGCCGGCAAAAACGGCCCGAGAACGGCUUCAAGGUGCUGUUGCAGCCAGGCGACUUGUUUAUCAUCCCCAGUGGCUGGAUCCACGCCGUUUAUACACCAGAAGACGCAGUCAUUGUUGGCGGCAACUACUUGACUUUGCGAGACAUUCCCAUGCACUUGACCAUCUACAAUCUCGAGCGAGACACACAUGUGCCGGCAAAGUACCGUUUCCCCAAGUUCUUCAAGGUCAUGUGGCUCGCCAGCUGGCACUACUUUAAUCAUCCACACGAAUUUGAGCAAGACUCGCUUCCGUCAGUGAAGCAGGAAUCUGCACACAAGGUCGGACGUGACAUCGCCAAGAUGCUUCUUUUGCAUUUGAGACAGCAUUACGAAACCAGCAAAACCAACCCGGCGGCACGGAAAAGUAUUCCGGUGCAUCUUAUUGGGAAGGAUGUCGAGGCGUACUUGGAGAAAUUCGCCCUUUGGCUGGAAUCCCUCACUUUCUAG
Molecule: messenger RNA, 1440 nt
Organism: Clavispora lusitaniae ATCC 42720
Lineage: Eukaryota; Fungi; Ascomycota; Pichiomycetes; Serinales; Metschnikowiaceae
Product: [Histone H3]-lysine-36 demethylase
Biological process (GO): regulation of transcription by RNA polymerase II; protein demethylation
Molecular function (GO): transcription coregulator activity; histone demethylase activity
Source: RefSeq, a predicted model, not a curated record